Molecule: messenger RNA, 1290 nt
Organism: Coccinella septempunctata (seven-spotted ladybird)
Lineage: Eukaryota; Metazoa; Arthropoda; Insecta; Coleoptera; Coccinellidae
Exons: 2
Coding region: 31-405 (124 amino acids)
Molecular function (GO): nucleic acid binding
Source: RefSeq, a predicted model, not a curated record
GUUACCGUGAACUCAGAGCGGUACGUCGAAAUGAUCAACAACUUCUUUAUCCGACGUGUGUGGUUCCAACAGGAUGGGGCGACCGCCCACACAGCCAGAGCAUCAAUGGACGUUAUUCGCCCUCUCUUCCCUGGUCGCCUUAUUUCCAGGUUUGGCGAUGUUCAUUGGCCUCCCCGGUCCCCAGAUUUAUCCAUAUGCGAUUUUUUCUUAUGGGGACACCUCAAGGCUAGAGUAUACGAGACCAAGCCCCGAACUCUGGAAGAAUUGAAAAGGGCUAUUCGCGUGGAAGUUGCCCAAGUUGAGAGAGCGAUGUUGGAGAGAGUCUACGCGAACUUCCAAGAGCGCCUCCAGCACUGCAUCACCGAUUUCGGCCACCACAUGCCUGAUGUGAUUUUCCACACUUGACUGUCUCAAAUGCUAUUUCCUUGAGAAUCUGAUUCCGUCAAUGAAUGUGUUUUUGAGUAAAAAUUAACGCUUUUAUUAUUUUUUUAAAACCAUCCAUCCUCCGUGCCGCACCCAGUAUAUUAGCUGUGGCAACGGCGUUAUGACAAACGACAUUUCAUGAGUGCCAACCUUACUCCGUUCUAGAUACAAAAACUUGAGAAAAUUAUUUUAUGGCCAACCGAGUGCUAAAAUAAAAGUGAAUGAAGAAUACUACAUGAUUUUAGAUCGGUUCGCUCAACAGAGACAGCUGCAAUUUCCUUUGUUGGUUAUGUAUAUGAAUGUCUCGACACUGGCUUGCAUGUGGCGGCCGUAUUUUUCGACCUCUCGCGAGCAUUCGAUAGUCUUUCUUUUCGAUUUACAAUAGACAAGUGUUACAACUUGGGUUUUCGAGGUGUAUUUUUGGAUUGGCUCCAGAGCUAUCUCGAGGGUAGAUAUAUUUUUGUGAAGGUUGAAAGCUCUCUAUCUGGCGAACAUAAUCUGAGUCUAGGAGUACCACAAUGAUCUGUCCUUGGGCCUCUUCUUCUUCUCCUCUUCAUCAAUGAUCUUCCAGUUAGUUUGAGAAUGAUAUUUCUAAAUCUGCUUACGUGUAGAGGCUUUCCAUCACCGAUGAGGAAAUUCGUAAUGAGUCUCUUUGCUGAUGAUGUUUCGGUAGUGGUUUCGGCCACAACAUUCGAUGAACUUCAGUCUCUAUGUCAGCUUCUGUUGGAAAGUUUCGUGAUCUGGUGUCAUAAAAAUAACUUAAUGAUAAACAUAUAAAUAAAACCGAAUGUGUUUACUUUACAAUUGGGCCUAGUGAUCGUGUGCUGGUGCUUCACCAUUUGAAUAAUAUCAUCCAAUCUAAAAAUG